GAAAAAAAAAAAAAAACAAGCGUGCGUCAGUGCGGUUUAUCCGAGACCUUAAAAGCUUCUGCAAAACACAGAGUGAGAGACAGACCUCAGCCCCAGCUGCAACCUUCUUACCUCACUUACUGUCGACUCUAGGACAUCUGCCAACAUAUUUCUGAGAAGAAUUGAGAGAAACCUCAGAGAAUAAACAUGAUAAAUAUGACCGAUACUUUGGCUGGCUUCUUGUCGACAGUCACUCCAACAGAUGAUUAUGGCAGUGGCAGUGGUUUGGGGGAUUUUGAAUUUUACAGCCCUUGUGAUAAAAGUACCGUGAGACGCUUCCGCAUGUUCUAUGAACCCCCAUUUUACCUUCUCAUCGUCCUCCUGGGCUUCAUAGGAAACGGGCUGGUGCUAUGGAUCUACACGCAAUUGAAAAACAGGCUGAAGACCAUGACAGAUGUGUACCUGCUGAACCUUGCCUUAGCUGACCUGCUCUUCUUGUGUACGCUUCCUUUAUGGGCGGCAGAUGCGAUGAAGGGCUGGUCAUUUGGCACUGCUCUGUGUAAGGGCAUAUCGGCGUUGUACAAGAUCAACUUCUUCAGCAGCAUGUUUCUCCUGACUUGCAUCAGCGUGGACAGGUACAUCUCAAUCGUGCAGACCACCAAGGCACAGAACUCCAAGGAGCUGCGUCUGGCCUGCAGUAAAGUGGUGUGCGUGUUUGUCUGGCUCGUGGCCAUCAUAUUGUCCAUUCCCGAGUUCAUUUUUGCUCAAACCAAGGUGGACUUUGAGGGCAAUCAGUUUUGCACCAUGGUCUACUGGAACAACGAAAACAACCAAACAAAGAUCCUGGUCCUGGCUCUUCAGAUCAGCAUGGGCUUCUGCAUUCCACUCCUAAUCAUGAUCUACUGCUACUCUGUCAUCAUUAGAACCUUGCUCAAGGCCAAGAACUUCGAGAAGCACAAAGCACUGCGUGUCAUCCUGGCAGUCGUGACUGUGUUUAUCAUCUCCCAGCUGCCGUAUAACAGCUUGCUGGUGGUGGAGGCAGCACAGGCAGCGAACACCACCAUCACAGACUGCGCUGAGUCCCAGAGCUUUGACAUCGCCACCCAGGUCAUGAAGAGUUUGGCGUACAUGCACAGCUGCCUCAACCCUUUCCUAUAUGCCUUCAUCGGGGUGCGUUUCCGAAAAGACCUGAAAAAGCUGUACAGAAAGUACGGAUUCACAACAUCCAAAUCCGGCAAACAUGGAGCUCCACAUCGACCUUCUGUCAUGUCUGAUACAGAAAGCACCAUGGCUUUCUCGCUGUAAACUCAGCCUUGGGACAGUCCUAGUGCACGAGAUCAGGAAUGAGUUCUCAAAAGGUUACCAGAAAGUUCAUGAAUCUGUGAUAGGGAGACAGAUUUUUUCUGGGACGUUGUGCACAACAGGUGCCUCGGAUUGAAUGCAGGAUCCUGCUAAAUGCUGAGGCCACUGAAAAGAAGCAGUGUAUGUGUAGAAGACUGUGAAUGAGGAAUAAUUACACAGAAUGUGCAGAAGAGAUAUAUAUCAUUUUCUGACAUGUGUAUUAAAGAAGGUUUGACUACCUUCAAAGCUAUGUAAAUAACAUCUAGGUGAUAUGUUUUGCUGAAUUUUAUGUCUGACUUUCACGACUCCAGGUGUCUCAACUUUCUUUCCUGUGAGAAAUUCUCUAUGCAUUUUCUUUCAUUUCUCUUUUUUUAAUCCUCACAGUAUUACCUGGAAAUCACUGUAACACAUAACUGAGCCUAUGUAUAUAUUUGAUGUGACAUUUUUGUACCAAGACUAAAUUAAAUUUUAAAAAAACUAA
Molecule: messenger RNA, 1801 nt
Organism: Hemibagrus wyckioides
Lineage: Eukaryota; Metazoa; Chordata; Actinopteri; Siluriformes; Bagridae
Gene: ccr9a
Product: chemokine (C-C motif) receptor 9a
Exons: 3
Coding region: 187-1284 (365 amino acids)
Biological process (GO): chemotaxis; immune response; G protein-coupled receptor signaling pathway
Cellular component (GO): membrane
Molecular function (GO): chemokine receptor activity
Source: RefSeq, a predicted model, not a curated record